GGUGCUCUGGAGUACCACCCUCGAUCUGACCGACCACUCCGAUUACUACGUACUACGUCUUCUCCGCAUUCCUACAUAAGAUAUUCACCGGUGCCCCUCCAUAUCGGUCAAUGAUAUCGUUGUCCGCGGACACACGUUUCGGCCAACAUGCGACUAUCCCCGAUCCUCUUCGGGCUUUUCCUCGUCCUUCUCAACACCCUGCAGGUAACUGCCACCAGGUUGAUCGAAUCUAGCGCUCUUAAUCUUUGUCAAGCGAGCAACAAUUUCACUGUCACCUACUUUAAUGUGGUAUUCACGCCCGGGAAUCGUUCACUCGCCUUCAGUUUCGAUGGAGUGUCCGCAAUCUCCGGCUAUGUUAAUGCGGAGCUACAGCUCACGGCCUACGGCAUCAAUGUUCUCUCCAAAACCAUGGACCCAUGUGAAAUGGGCAUCUCCGGUCUUUGUCCCAUGAAUACCGGCGCCAUUGAUGUCGCCAAAGCCACGAUGACCAUUCCCGAGUCUGUGAUCAAAGAUAUCCCAGGCAUCGCUUAUACAGUCCCUGAUCUUGACGCUAGUGUGCGUAUCUACAUCAACUCGACCGAGACGAACUCCAGCAUCACCUGCAUGGAAGCAGAGCUCUCGAACGGCCAGACCGUUUACCAGAAGGGUGUCGGCUGGGCCACUGCUGUCAUCUCUGGCUUAGGUCUCGCCGCUUCUGCCAUCACCUCGGGAUUAGGGCACUCGAACACCGCAGCUCAUGUCGCAGCCAACGCUCUUUCUCUGUUCAGUUUCAUGCAGUCUCAGGCCAUGAUUGGCAUGACAUCAGUGCAUAUGCCCCCUAUUGUUGAAGCUUGGACUCAGAACUUCCAGUGGAGUAUGGGUAUUAUUCACGUUGGCUUCUUGGAGGAUAUCUGCACUUGGUACCAAAGAGCAACCGGAGGGACUGCCGCGACGCUAUUAUCGAGUCUGUCAACUACUUCAGUCGCGGCUUACAAACGCAGAAAGCGUUCACUCGAGGAACAGGGCGUUUAUAGACGAGCGAGCGGCUAUCUGAACUACAUGCGGAAGCGCGCAUCCGGCAACAGCAAGACGGCGACUGAUGCCACGGUUAUUGUACGAGGUAUCGAGCGUGUUGGCUUCAAGGCCAAGAUUGAAUCGACCAAUAUCUUUAUGACCGGUCUCAUCUUCUUUAUUGUCUUCGUUGCUCUGGUCAUGAUUCUAGUUGUCCUUUUCAAGCUUGGCUGCGAGCUACUGGCUAAGCAGGGAAGGAUGAAGAGCAACAAGUUUCAGGACUUCCGGAACGGCUGGAAAGUGGUGGCUCGUGGCAUUCUCUUCCGACUGACACUGAUCGGUUUUCCCCAGAUGGCCGUUCUGUGUUUGUGGGAGCUCACCCAGCGGGAUUCUGCGGCGGAGGUGGUUUUGGCCAUCGUGAUGUUUUUGUCCGUGGUCGCCGCACUGGGUUGGGCAGCCCUCAAGGUGCUCCGCCUCGCCAGCCGAUCAACCGUGAUGCACAAGAACCCGGCCUACAUUCUUUUCUCUGACCCCUCCUGCCUCAACAAAUGGGGUUUCUUGUAUGUGCAGUACCGAGCGACUGCAUAUUACUUCAUUCUUCCUUACCUGGGCUAUAUCUUUGUCAAGGGCAUGUUCAUCGGCUUGAGUCAACAGGCCCCUGUCGUGCAGACCAUUGCCCUGGUUAUCAUUGAGGCCUGUAUGCUUAUUGCUGUCAGUGUGUUGCGCCCGUGGAUGGACAAGAAAACCAACAUCUACAACAUCACCAUCGCUGCUAUCAACUUUCUCAACGUCAUCUUCCUCCUCUUUUUCUCGGAAGUAUUCAACCAACCCGGUAUUGUCACUGGUGUUAUGGGCGUCGUGUUCUUCGUAAUCAACGCGAUCUUUGCUCUCGUGCUCUUGAUCAUGGUGCUUGUUGCUUCCAUCUAUGCCAUCGUGUCCAAGAACCCUGACACGCGUUAUCAGCCAAUGAGGGAUGAUCGCGGUUCGUUCAUCAAGUCGGGCAGCCAGCUGACCACCGAAUUGGACGCUCUGGGUGCGACUGCGCGUGGUGACAUGAAGAACUCGCCAUACAAGUCCAGUCCUUUUGAGGAUGAUAAUGCCUCUUUCUCUAGCGGCAACGGGGCCAGCGUCAGCCGUCAGAACCUUGAAGCUCCUGAUCCGUCGCCGAACCACGCAGCGCGCUCCCCCGCUUCGCCAGUGGACCCUUCUUUACCUCUGUUCCCUAGCGACAACCGCAACGGAUCGCAUGAUGCCAAUUUCGGCCGAUCACCAUCGCCUGUCCCGCGGUACGACACCGCUUCUCCAAUGCAAAACCCGCAUGCAUACCGGCAACAAAACAACCCCAGUCCGUGGCAAAGGGGGGCAGGAUAUGAUCACUAAAGUUGAAUUAAUUCACCUGAAUUGCUUUCUAGCCUUGCUUGUGAUGAAGUUAUGGCCUUGUGUGUGUGCGGGGGAAGGCACGGAUUGACUCCUAUUCUAUUCUAUCCAAGA
Molecule: messenger RNA, 2481 nt
Organism: Aspergillus saccharolyticus JOP 1030-1
Lineage: Eukaryota; Fungi; Ascomycota; Eurotiomycetes; Eurotiales; Aspergillaceae
Product: transient receptor potential ion channel family protein
Exons: 2
Coding region: 148-2370 (740 amino acids)
Biological process (GO): transmembrane transport; fungal-type cell wall biogenesis
Source: RefSeq, a predicted model, not a curated record